AUGAAAAAUCAGAGAAAUGAGAGUGAUGCAGAGGAGGAGAGAUCGAGCAAGAGGACGCCGCUGCUGUCGUCGUGGAGCCUUCAACGUUGCCAUUAUCCACCCCUGGAAGGGGAUCUCAUCGCCGCGCUCUACUGCCACGAAGCCGUCGCGUCUUGCCGCCAAGGGUUUCGUCGCCGUCGUGCCUUGCCUCUGUCACUGCUAAUCCACCGCCGCUGCUGCCAGGUCCCGUCGCCAUCACCAUCACAGGCAGGAAAGGGGGAAAACGAACAGAACGUGAGGGAGAGGAGGAGUUCUCAUCGUUGUUAUACGCCCAAUUAUCACUGGUGCUUCCAAUCCCACCGUUGCUGUUGCGCCGCCGCCUCCGGAGUUCGUCGCCGUCGCCAAGGUCCGCCGUCGCCAAGGUCCUCCGUGAAGAGUAACGCGAAUGGAAAAGAAAACAAGGAAGCUGCUAAUGGGGAUUUGGGAAAAUGGCUUUGUUUUGCCUCUGCCUCUAGGUUCCGUAAGUUGCCAGAGUCCUCAGCUUUGAUAGGUAAAGCAAAUUUUUUAACUGGUUUUUUGUUGCCUUUGGGUUAUUUCUGCAGACUGCUCAUAUUUGAUAACAUAGAGAAUGGAAGCUUAAAGGAGCAUCUCAAUGAUCCCUUGAAGACUCCCUUAAAUUGGAGGAUGAGGUUGCAGAUUGCUAAUGAAGUUGUAGCAGCACUGGAAUACUUGUUUCUUUUUAAUGAUCCACCAGCAUAUCAUGUCUCCAUCAGCUCAAGCAAUAUUAUGUUAGAUGAGAACUUUGCAGCUAAAUUAUUAGAUUUUGGCCUUCUUACUCCCAGUGCAAACUCUGUCAUGAUGCCGAAUUCAGGAGGUCCUUAUCUCUCUACAGAAAAUAAACCAGUGAGCCUGACAGUGAGCCUGAAAGGGAAAAUGAGAAAGAAGUUGAUAAAAAAGCUGUUGUUACAAGCCUCUUAAGUGAAACGGAGUGCUGAAAUGGUGACCACAUGCUACUUUGAGGGCUCAAAAAUAUUUUGAUUCAUAGAGACACUAAUCUAUGUUAGAACUUUUAACUUUUGGUUGAACUUGUGCAAGACAUAUAACUUGUAGAACUAAUCAAUGUACUCACUAAUGUUAUUUUGUU
Messenger RNA from Arachis ipaensis, 1123 nucleotides. The record is from RefSeq and is a predicted model, not a curated record. NCBI's taxonomy places the organism in Eukaryota, Viridiplantae, Streptophyta, Magnoliopsida, Fabales, Fabaceae.